Molecule: messenger RNA, 1709 nt
Organism: Oldenlandia corymbosa var. corymbosa
Lineage: Eukaryota; Viridiplantae; Streptophyta; Magnoliopsida; Gentianales; Rubiaceae
Source: the annotation of a GenBank genome assembly
AAUGAAAUCAUUCCAACCUUGAAUUGAUUAUAUAAAAAAAAUUUUUGAUAGCAAUUCAUUAAUGAUGAUGACUUUCGGUGUAGUGGUGGAGGUGCACGCUUGGUGAAACCUAAAAACCGAAAGGGUCAAACAAAUUGUCUGAGUGGAAAUGAGAAUUAAAUUUUAUUAGGUUCCAAAGCAUAAGUCAGAAUCCUUUCCCUUAUAUAGCAAUGCCCAUCUAGCAGAUCACAUUCAUCCAACCACUGAAUCCCACACAUCUUCAUCGUUUUCUGCAGUUUAGUUCAGAAAAGAAAGUGUUUAGGAAAAAUGGCCAACAACGACAUGAAAAUCUUCCAUUCUUCUUCUACCUUCUUCACCUUUCUGUUUUUACUGUUACUCUCCCUGUUUUUUUCUUCUGGUAGAUGUGAUCUCCAGUCCAACUAUUAUUCAGAAAGUUGCCCAAGAGCCGAAGAGAUCAUCAAGGAACAAGUCACACAAAUCUUCCAUAAGCAAUAUCAUACUGCCAUUUCAUGGCUCAGGAACAUCUUUCAUGACUGUAUGGUUGAGUCCUGUGAUGCUUCGGUUCUAUUGGACAAUAAAGAUGGGAUCGAGUCGGAGAAGAAUUCACCAAGGAGCUUUGGAAUGAGAAAUUUCGGUCCCAUUGACAGAAUUAAGGAAGCGCUUGAAAAGGAAUGCCCACAAACAGUUUCUUGUGCUGAUAUUGUUGCUCUGUCCGCCAGAGAAGGCACUGUUUUGUUAGGAGGGCCGUACGUUGAAAUGAAAACAGGGCGAAGGGAUAGCAAAGUCAGUUUCCUUGACCAGGUCGAGAGCUCCAUUCCUAACUUCAAUGACUCCAUGCCUGUUGUCCUCUCCAGAUUCAACUCAGUUGGCCUUGACGAUGAAGCAACUGUUGCUCUCCUUGGAGCUCACUCGGUGGGACGAGUUCAUUGCCUAAACAUUGUGGGGAGACUCUAUCCAACAGUUGAUCCAACCUUAAAUCCCACACGUGCUGCUUACCUUAAAAAGAGGUGCCCGACACCCGAACCCGACCCGAAGAAAGUUCAGUACUCGCGAACUGAUCUGCUGACCCCGGCUGUGCUGGAUAAUUUGUACUACAAGAACAUCUUACGAGGAGAAGGGCUCUUAACGAUCGACGCCGAAUUGGCAACGGAUAAUCGGACGGCUGCUUUUGUCGAGAAAAUGGCCGCCGAUAAUGACUAUUUCCACCAACAGUUUGCAAGGGCGUUGCUGAUUUUGUCGGAGAUUAAUCCACUAACUGGUCAUCAAGGGGAGAUUAGAAAAAAGUGCCGUUUUGUCAACCAGGAUUGAGUGCUAUGUUAGCUAAUUAUGCGUUUACCGGACUAUUAUCAAGACUUUGGUUUUUAAUUGCUAGUGCUAUUUUGAAUUCGACUUAGCAUAACAUCUUAUAAUGUUGGACUUAUAUUGGUCCACUACGAGGUAGGUAACGAUGAACUUCGAGUUCCAACUUCCAACCACUAGUUUAUACACAUUCUCGAAUUCUCAGUACAAAGCACACCAUUGUUAUUGUUGGUGACUUGGUGCUACUACACUUGACUAUAUUAUUCAAUGUACUUCUGGAUUCAUCUAUCAACAUUUAUCAUUACCCUAUGUUUUCUUUUCGAAGGGAUGUUCUGUCUGUUACAUCUCCAUCAUUGGUGUGACGGAGAUUCAUAGAAAUGUUGAUACGUUUUUUUAAAAAAAGCUCACUG